This is a messenger RNA of Suricata suricatta (meerkat), 2998 nucleotides long. It is a transcript of the gene DCDC2, whose product is annotated as doublecortin domain containing 2. Gene Ontology annotation, biological process: dendrite morphogenesis; regulation of cilium assembly; neuron migration. The coding region runs from base 238 to 1662 and encodes 474 amino acids. Gene Ontology annotation, cellular component: axoneme; kinocilium; microtubule organizing center. The transcript is spliced from 11 exons. The record is from RefSeq and is a predicted model, not a curated record. NCBI's taxonomy places the organism in Eukaryota, Metazoa, Chordata, Mammalia, Carnivora, Herpestidae.
GGCAACGGCAGCGGAGGGACAGCAGGUGCGCCGCGCCGCCGCAGAGUUGAGCUCGGUGCCGGCCGAGCCGCCGCGCUGCGCCCCUGCCCUGCCCCCGCCCGAGUCGCCCCUCCCCCAGCCGGCCCUCCAGUGUCGCCAGGUUGCAGCAAGCGACCCCACGGGGUGCGUGCCGUGAGGCCGCGGGGCAGCAGAGGCGCCUCCCCCGAGAAGCCAGCCGAGCGGCGUCCCGCGGGGAAGAUGAGCGGCACCGGCGCCAGGUCCAGCCACCUGUCCCAGCCAGUCGUGAAGAGCGUGCUGGUGUACCGCAACGGGGACCCCUUCUUCGCGGGCCGCCGCGUCGUCUUCCAUGAAAAGAAGGUGUCCAGCUUCGACGUCUUCCUGAAGGAGGUGACGGGCGGCGUUCAGGCGCCCUUUGGGGCCGUCAGGAACAUCUACACCCCGCGCACCGGGCACCGCAUCCGGAAGCUAGACCAGAUCCAGAGCGGGGGCAACUACGUGGCCGGAGGCCAGGAAGCCUUCAAGAAACUCAAUUACUUGGACAUAGGAGAAAUCAAGAAAAGACCUAUGGAAGUUGUUAACACAGAGGUAAAGCCCGUGAUGCACAGCAGGCUCAACGUGUCGGCUCGGUUCAGAAAACCACUCCAGGAGCCCUGCACCAUCUUCUUGAUUGCCAACGGAGACCUCGUAAGUCCGGCUUCUCGCCUCCUCAUUCCUAGAAAAACCCUGGGCCAGUGGGAUCAUGUCCUGCAAAUGGUCACGGAAAAAAUCACUCUGCGGAGCGGGGCUGUCCACAGACUUUACACGUUGGAAGGAAAGCCGGUUGAGAGCGGGGCCGAGCUGGAGAAUGGGCAGUUUUACGUGGCCGUCGGCAGAGACAGGUUUAAGAAGCUGCCUUACAGCGAGGCGCUGUUUGACAAGUCAACAAUGAGGCGGUCGUAUGGUCAGAAGGCUUCUUCACUACCUCCUAUCGUAGGAUCCAGAAAGUCUAAAGGGAGCGGAAAUGAUCGUCAGUCCAAGUCAACAGUUGGAUCCAGUGACAACACAUCCCCUCAGCCCCCGAAGAGGAAAGGGAAAAAAGAAGGGAAUUUGGAAAAAACCAAAAAAGGGAAACAAAAUGUGAAGUUAAAGAAGUCACCACAGAUCAUUCCAAACAGCGAUGAAGGCGUCUUCAAAGCUGGGACAGAGAGGCCGGAGACACGGGGGGCAGCAGAAGUCCAAGAAGAUGAAGAUACUCAAGUUGAGAUCCCAGUGGAUCAGAGACCAGCAGAAAUAGUAGAUGAGGAAGAAGAUGGCGAGAAAGCCAAAAAGGAAGCAGAGCAGAAAGAAGAUUUUUCAGGAGUGAAUGGCCAAGUUGAAGAGGGAGCAGGUGGGGAGGCUGCAGAUGCCCCUGAGGAAGUCGAGGAGGCCCCCGAUCACAGUGAGGGGCAGGCAGGUCCUGCUCGAAGUAAUGGAGGUACUGAUGAAGAAAAUGGCGAGGAGCUGGAUCAGGUUAACAAGGAGCUUCAGGACGCAGUGGAUGAAGAAGUCAAGUCUCAAGGAGCUGGCAGUGGACAAGAUGAGGCUGACUUAGACCCUCAAAGACCACCAAGACCAGAAGUAAAAAUCACCAGUCCACAAGAAAAUGAGAAUGAACAAAACAAGGACUAUGCCGUUGUAGCAUAGAUCAUUUCUAAAGAGAGUGCAUUGAUUAUCAGAAAAAAAUGAAGGGUUACAAUACUUGAAUGAUAAGUAUAUAGUUAUUGUGGAACAUGAUGUGACAAUAUGGUUGACUACUACCUACUGAAUUUUAAGAUUAGAGGCUUAAUGGAAAGAUUAGAUGCUUUUGAAUAGCUACUAAAGGAGAGUGGCUUCUUUUCAUGGGAUGUGUUUUUAAGAGUCAUUUAGAAAAAUUAAGAGGGAUAGAGGGGCAUUUACCCUGGACGACAAUUGGCCACUUAUCUCUGUAAGCGGUGCAACAGAAUAGGACCACACCUAUUGUAUACUUUUCUACAAAUUUAGAAGCGAAGUUAUUAGAUUGGAGCUUAUUCUAAAGCACUUAUCUAGGAAGGCACAGCAUUUUAAAGAAAUGAUAAUAGGAUAGCAUGUACUAUUUUCUUUAGAAGCAAUAAACUCUUGAAGAAUCAAAUUGUCGGGUAGUUUCAGACCCGGCAGUAGAUAGAAAUGUUCCAGUGACUUGUUGACAUUCCUUUCUUUCUUCCUGCCUAUCUCAGAUCCCAUUUUACAUGAAUUCAAAAGGCUAUUACCCAGUUCUAUCACCAAGCCUGCUUGGAUGGUUUAAAAAUCCUGGCUAUGUUAGAAGUCUCAAUAUUGGCUAGUCUAAAGAUUAAAUUCUUUCCAGAUAGUUUUUUUUUAAGAAACAAAAUAAAACAACCUUCCCCGAAAAGCAAAAAUAACACCCCCCCAAAGCCAAACAAACAAAAAACCCCAAGAAAGCAUAAUAGGAAAAAAAAGAGCAGGCUCUAUGGAGAGUUUGUCACUGCUUGCUUUGACUUGCUUUUUGGACUAGGAUUUCUAUAUCUAUUAGGAUUAGCCUUGUUAUACUUUUGUCCCUAGGGAUAUUAGCAAAUGUCUAUUUUAUUGGCCAGCAAUAUUUAGAUUUUCAAGCAGAUUCCUCCCUAUAUAAUUAGAAGCCACAUGUUUGAAAUUGUGGAAAAAUGUUUAAAUUGUCAUCACAAAACCAAUUCCUGAUUAGAAUUUUGUGAGCUAAUUAAAUCAACUCACAAUGACCUUGUUAGGUAUAUAUGGGGAGAAAUGUAAUUGUAUUAGUUUUUUGAAUUUUUAGGAGAUGGUGCAGAUCUUCCUUAAAUAUAGAAAUAAUAUAUUUUUCUCAGAUGAAAGACUAUUUUUGUUAAUUAUGUAGAUGUUCUAAGUUUGAAAUGAAAACUUCUAGUGCUUUCAUAGAAUUCAUUAUUAAUCUUAAGUUUAGAAGAUUUUCUUCCUCUCCAGGUUUCCUAAUCGAUCAUUUGGAAUAAAAGUAGUUGUAUCAAGCACUUAAUAA